GGACUGGCUGCCUGUUUGGAACGCGCCUUUACUUCAAAAGGGCGCAUAUUUUUUUUCUCCAAUGUCCACGUUUCACGCUGGACCUGGAGUGUUUCCUCUUUGCCCCUGGACAUGGGCGAGCUGGUUGCUAAAAGCAAGGCGUGGGUGCAGGAAUGACACAUGAAAAGAGAAAUCGAAUUCGAUGUCAGGAGUGAUCAUAUAAGGAAGAAUAAUUGUAAACGGGGGCAGGCAGGGGUUGGGUGUGAAUACGUGAGUCCCCACCCUUUUCGUCAGCGGUCACUCACCCUUGGACGCUAGAGCUUGUCUCAUUGAGAGAAGGAAUGUCGCUGGGGAAGGAGAACACUGGGCCGAGUGAGAGAAGGCCGGACCUCUAACCAGGAAGAGGCUGCCUCCGCCGGGCUGGGGAGAGGCUCAGAGCCGGGCUGCAGAUGGUAACAAAAAGUAAUCCAGAUGGGGUGCAGGUGCUGCAAAAUGAUACAAAGCUAUCUCUUCGACCCAGUUCAAGUGCCCUCCCCUGGUUAUGUCAACGAAGUAAACAGCUGCAAGUUAGAUGAAGACGACAGUGUUAAAUUAAAAGGCAGGCAGAGCUGCGAAGUGCUAGUGCCUAAAAGUGACCUUCAGAGCAAGGACUCAGUGAGGACCGCGAGCACAAGCGGGCAGGAUGCUCAGCCUGAGCCCUGCCGCCCACCCCAGGGACCUCUCCCUCACGGGGACCCAGCGGGGGGACCCUGUGCAGAGAAGCCUGGCAGUGCAGUCAAUGGCCUCGGCCCUGCUACUGCCCUGCAGCUCCCAGGGGAUCCCGAGCCCCCCCAGGGAGACGGGGGCUCCCAGGCCAGUAGGGCGAACAGGGUUCCCCAGAGUCAGCCUUUCCUUGAAGGAGACAACGCCAGGGCACCGGACUGCGUGCUGCUGGCCUUGGAGGAGACCCAGGUCAUGGGAGAUGGGGACUCCAGAGCGCCUUCCACUGCAGGACAUCCCCCCCGGGAAGUCCAGGACCACGGCCUCCGGAUACCCACCCCGGAUUACCCGCAGUUCGAUGGCCCAGCCGAAGACAGUGUUGACGGCAAAGAAAAGGAUUGUCUUUUCGAGAGCCCCAGUGAGGAGGAGCCCCAGGAGGGCACGUACCCGAGGGCAAGAGAGCAGGGCUUGGAUAUGCCGUUUUCAGUGAAGAGAAGCUGGGAUUCCUUAAACGAGGCCGUGGCAACCGAAAUUCUGAGUGCCUACUUUAAAGAAGAUCCUACUCAGGACGUGCCUGCGGUCGAUUCUAGAAAUGGGUGGCAGGAGGCCCCUGGCUCGCCUGGAGACAGGAGCGGGGAGCCAGCGGAAGAGGACGCGGAGGUGGCGGAAGCCCUUGCUGCCUUAGAAGCAGCUACGGCAGGGGAAGAGGUGGAUGAGGUGGAUUAGGGGAGGGGAUUUGCACAAGCAAAUAAACUCGUGUCGAGCCGAGCACGUGGGGAUGGAUGCAUUUGCUCCUUAGAUGCAAAGCUGACCAGGGCAGCCUCCCUGGGUGCAGCCUUACCCAAGGUGGUUGACACCCAGCAUCUGUCUGAUGACUAUGAGAUGCUGUUCCAGGCAGCUUGUUAAAUUCGGAGAGUCCCCCAGUCUAGGCAGGCGAUCACUCAGGACCCCAGAAUAAAACUCAGAAUGCGCCCUCCUGCUGAUGUCCACAGCAUGUGCAGAGACAUUCAACAGCCUUCGCCCCUGCCCUGCCCCGCCACAGAACAUCUGGUGCACGUGUUCUAGAGAAUGUGCUGAAAUCCUAGUGCUUAUUCCCAAGGGCAUAGAUUCACAGCACAUUCUGUUCCACUGUAAAUUCUUUAUCUUGCUUUUGAGAGCCAAACCUCAUAUCCAACCUGGGAAAGGUACCUACCCCAACUUAAAGUGCCUAAUGUAACCAUGGAGCAUGGCUUACCUUCAGGGACAAUCACCCAGGAAACUAAUAACUCACCACUUGUUGGACAGAGUUAAGCGCAGCAGCUUUCUAGGUGGAGCAGGCAUCUCCCCUAAGCAAAUGGUUAGUCAUUAGCAGUGAUAUCAGGACACCUUGACCUUAACUUUUUUACAUUAUUACUUUUUAAUUUCCUUUGGGACUGGGGAUUCUGGUCAAAAUAAUUCCUUAAGAGGCUGGUGUCUUGUUUGGGUUUUAAGUUCAUGAGAUUUGGAGCAGCAAAGAGAUAGAUGAAAUGUUUUACACCAUGUAAUGUCUGAUUGUGAUUAAAAUAUAACAACACCUG
Phacochoerus africanus (Common warthog) is the source of this 2234-nucleotide messenger RNA. RefSeq names its product chromosome 10 C4orf19 homolog (gene PGCKA1). The transcript is spliced from 3 exons. The record is from RefSeq and is a predicted model, not a curated record. NCBI's taxonomy places the organism in Eukaryota, Metazoa, Chordata, Mammalia, Artiodactyla, Suidae. Bases 451 to 1404 code for a protein of 317 amino acids.